UCUUGCACAAAAUUAGUACAAAAAUUAAUGUAAAUCUAAAUAUACCAAAUUAUGGCAUGUUACAAAAAAUAAAGAAAAAAUAUGAGUCCUUGUCCCCAAUUUACGAGUCCGAGUCCAAGUCUGACCCUGCGAUGACCUGGCGACUUGUCCAGGGUGUAUCCUGCCUCUUGCCCAUAGUCAGCUGGGAUAGGCUCCAGCUUGCCUGCGACCCUGUAGAACAGGAUAAAGCGGCUAGAGAUAAUGAGAUGAGAUAAAUAUACCAAAUUAUUAUGGCAUGUUACAAAAAAUAAAGAAAAAAUAUGAGUCCUCGUCCCCAAUUUACGAGUCCAAGUCUGACCCUGUGAUGACCUGGCGACUUGUCCAGGGUGUAUCCCGCCUCUCGCCCAUAGUCAGCUAGGAUAGGCUCCAGCUUGCCUGCGACCCUGUAGAACAGGAUAAAGCGGCUACAGAUAAUGGAUGGAUGGAAUCCAAGUCUGAGUCAUCAAUGCUCAAGUUCUAGUCAAGUUACAAGUCCUUAAAAUUAGGGCAUGAUUCGGACUCGAGUACUACAAGCCUGGAAGUGCCUUUGAGCAAGGCACCUAACCCACAACUGCUCCCCGGGUGCUGUAGCAUAGCUGCCCACUGCUCUGGGUAUGUGUGUGUGCUCUUUGCUCACUUGUGUGUGCAUAUGUGUGUUCACUGCUUCAGAUGGGCUAAAUGCAGAGGUUAAAUUUCACUGUGUGCUUAAGUUUGUGCUUGAGUGUAUGUGUGAUAAAUAAAGGCUUCUUGGCUUCUUUCUUGGCUUGGCUUCCUUCUAAAUUGCCUAUUGGUGUGAAUGGCUGUCUGUGUUAGCCUUGCAGUAGAUUGACGACCUGUCCAGGAUAUACUCUACCUCUCGCUUGAAGCCAGCUGGAGACAGUAGGCCAAAUAUGAGGAAAAGAAAAGGGCCAGACAUCAGGCAUUUUUUUGGUGCUAAAAGAGACAGCCAGAGCCAAGAGUGAGAGUUUUCUGCCACUCGAGACUUCUAUGACACAGAAGCUGGGCAUGCAGUGAGAUAACUGGUUCAGUCUCAUGAUUCGUCUGAGUGGGAAAUGUUAAAACACUCUGUGGUGCAGCUGUUGUUUUUUUUUUUUUUAAAUCAUGGUGAACUGUUGCUAUGGCAACCCAAAGUGACCAUCCUCCACCGUCGUAUAAAGAUGUUCUUUUAGAUGAGCUUAAUUUCAGUACAUGUUCAGUAUCUGAUUGCAAAACCUUUCCUUAACGGUUCAUUCGCAAAGACUGCAAACAGUAUCUAUUUCCUGGAAAUGGAUAAAAUGCUGACUGCUGAUGGUGACCUUUUGGUGACCUUCAUCUGACACAGCGGUUUUGCUGCAGGGGAUGUUCCGAACUAAUGAAAUACAAAAACACCCAGAUUUUCAUAUGUAAUGUUGCAAGGCACUUUCAGGACAGCUUCCCGGAUUCAGCCCAUGUGUUCUAGGACCCCAAGAUGUCCAUGCUUGCUGAACCUCGUCGAAAGCAGAAGUGGUCUGUGGACCCGAGGAACAGCGCCUGGAGUAAUGAUGACUCCAAGUUCGGCCAGAAGAUGCUGGAGCGAAUGGGCUGGUCUAAAGGGAAGGGUCUUGGCAAAAGUGAACAGGGUGCUACAGAGCACAUCAGGGUUAAAGUGAAGAACAACAGCUUGGGUUUAGGCAACCUAGUCAACAACGAGGAUAACUGGAUUGCUCAUCAGGAUGAUUUUAAUCAACUUCUCGCUGAACUGAACAACUGCCAUGGCCAGAACAACACUGAAGAGCCGUCCCCAGAACUGACCCAAGGUUUCAGUUUGGAGGAGAAAUCCAAGACGUCGAAAAAAAGGGUCCAUUACAUGAAGUUCACCAAAGGAAAGGAUCUGUCCAGUCGCAGUGAAACAGACCUUGCUUGCAUCUUCGGGAAAAGAGCCAAACAGAUGAGAAAUCAGGAUGAGGCAAGCAACAGUACUGAUUCUCAGGAGGAGCAAGAACAGGACCGUGAUGACAAGAACGGUCCAUCAAACCCAGACGUGGAGCUCAACACCGUGACCAGUGCGCUGACCAUGCAGGAGUACUUUGCGCAGCGGAUGGCUCAGUUAAAGAAAGGCCGUGCUGAGAUCCAGUCCUCUGCUUCCACUCCUGAAACCAACGGCAACCCACAAUCCCAGUCAGCGACACCCAAAUCCACCGACGACUCUCCCAACACCAGCGACAUAGAGGAGAGCAAAAAAAGAAAGAAAAAGAAGAAAAAGGACCGAAAGAAUGACCAACACGACGAUGAGGAAAAGGUGGAAGAAAUCGAGGAAGCCCCAGUGACAGAAGAGGUUACUGUUGUAGAGCAGGCUGACUCGGACAGCAAGAAGAAGAAGAAAAAGAAGAAAGAGCGACAGGCUAGAGAGGAGGUUUCAGUGGAGGAGUGCUGUGUCCCAGUAGCAAAACAAGACACAGCUGGGGAUCUAGUGGCCCUUUCUACAGAGAGAAAGAAGAAAAGGAAAAACAAAGAAACGCCUCUUCGCACACCUACACAUUCCGCUAACGAAGACGAUAAAGCAGGUGACCUCGCAGACGCCGAGGUUUUGGAUAAAAAGAGAAAGAAGAGGAAGCGGCGAGAACAACAGGAAGCGCACACAGAAGAAGUAGUAGUAGAAAAGAAAUCCAAAAAGGACAAGAGAAAGAAGAAAAAUGAAAAUUAGGGCUUUAUACUUGAUUGGGGUAGAUGUAUCUGAUUUUUUCCUCAAUAAACUGAACAGCAGCAAUUGACUUUUUUUUUUUUUUUUUAAAGUUUAUGAUUUUUUAACCUCAUUCUGUCUAUCUGAUUGGAUGUCUCGCCAUGGAAAUCAAUUUGUACAGCAAAAACUAAUUUUAUGAAUCUGUGUACAUGCCACAUAUUCCACUAUUAUAUAUGAACAUAAAAUUACACUAUUUGAUCAACGCUACUUAUUUUUUUAAUUUUAAGUCGCGUUAUACGUCUCAGUUGUGUAUUUGCUCCAAGAGUAAUCCCAAAUGUAACAACCCCCCCCCCAAAAAAAAAAAAAUCUAUGCAACCUCUGUUAAAGGUUUUUAAAAACCAUAAAUCUCACUGCCUAUGUGUUAUUGAAUGUCUAUAGGCAUAUGGGAAGCGUGUCAUACCAGUGCAGCAAUCUGAAUCAAUUUUUCAGUUGUCUUGUUUUUAAAAUAGUCCUGAAUCCUCUCUUACUGUCAGCUUUCCUGGUGUGAUGUAUGAAGCUGCUGAUGGAUUGCAGCUCACACUUAAGUGUUAAAACAUAUCUCACCCAUGAGAAGCUGACGAGCAGUCAACUUCAAAUGUAAUAUUUGGUGUUUUAAACUACAAUCCUUUUUUUUUUGCCUUAAAGGAGAACUGAAGUCAUUUUUAAACUUGCUUUAUUUCUUAAUUAACGUGUUAUUCAAUUACGUUUUCAGUUUUAGUAACCUUGUAUCGUGACUCGUAUUGGCAACUAAUUGAAAUUAAAUAUUAUACUUAUCGGCCUAUUUGGUUUUUAGCCAUGUUGAAUUUAGUUCGUUUGGUCCACGGCAGGCGUCGCUUAUCCGCGCGAUCUUCACAAGGCUUGUGCGAGACUUCAAAACGUGAAGUGUCAGCCAGGUGUCAGUGCCACCAUUUUGAAAACUGUUUUCCAAACGAAAUAUUGCACAAAAACAAGUUUAAAUGACGAUUACUGCCUACUUUUUUCAAACUUUCCUGAUUGCUAUCCAAACAAACAAAACUUCCGGCUUGAUUACAUCAGCAUUCGAAAGAGGGCGCGCGCGUCUUUUGACAACGUUGGCAGAUGUUGGUCACUUUGAUUUUCGCUGUACGUUUUACUUCCGUCCUACGAUGACUCGCACAGGUCUCAGCGAAUCUCGUUUACGGCCAUUGCUUUGACAUAUGGACUGAUAUAUACUGUAUAUUCCAUAGCAUAUUUCAAACACUCAUAACUUGCUAUAGUAGUGACAAAAUGGCUAUCAAAAAUGCAUUCCGAUAUUUAAUAAAAUGAGAGGAAUAGAAUUUUGAUGAUAAAAAAUUUGUCUUCAGUUCUCCUUUAAUGUGAGAUUUGCACCUCUGAUGGACAGCAUAAGUGUGAUGCUAAAUUCAAAUGUCUUUCCUUAAUUUGACUUUCAAAAUGGGAGUUUCUUUGAAUUAUGUUGAACAGUUAUGUUACUGUACUUCCAGGCCCACUGUUAUAAUGUCCAGCUUAACAUCACUGAUUUGUCCAGUGAUGAAAUGGACCCGUUUCACACGUCAGUGGAUCCCCUGGGUCUAGGACUAAUUUCCUGGUUGCCCAUUAGUGAAGGGACUGGAUACUAGAUACCAAGACCAUGAAUUCUGCUAUGCUACGGUGCUAUGAUUUUAGGUUUUAUGAAUUUUACACAUGGACUAAUAAAAUAAAAUGUCAACCAGUUUGAAAAUUAUACCGUGGAAUUUAAUUUGGAGUCUUACCAUUUUAAAGAGUGCUGAACAUGAUUUCUUUCUCACUGGCUGAUUCUUCAGUGGAGAAUGUUUGUUUGCCUUUUUAUUGUUCACUGUGGCUAAAAAGAGUUUUCACUGACAUUGCAAAGCAUGUCAAAUUAUUUGCUUUAUAUAGUGUAAGAUAUUUAUAGUGUACAUGCAGCCUUGAUUGCUCUCAAAUAGUCAAGAAAGUAUCUCAGGAUCUUGCGGCCUUACUUGUUUGUUAACUAACUAGUAGUGAUCGUCCCAGUGGCAAUGAUUAUCUGUCCAUAUCAGCUGUUCAACAUGUGAAUAAAACCCGCUUUAACAA
This is a messenger RNA of Neoarius graeffei (lesser salmon catfish), 4741 nucleotides long. RefSeq names its product PIN2 (TERF1) interacting telomerase inhibitor 1 (gene pinx1). Gene Ontology annotation, biological process: regulation of ribosome biogenesis. Gene Ontology annotation, cellular component: nucleolus. Gene Ontology annotation, molecular function: nucleic acid binding; telomerase inhibitor activity. The record is from RefSeq and is a predicted model, not a curated record. The transcript is spliced from 10 exons. NCBI's taxonomy places the organism in Eukaryota, Metazoa, Chordata, Actinopteri, Siluriformes, Ariidae. Bases 1466 to 2680 code for a protein of 404 amino acids.